Molecule: messenger RNA, 918 nt
Organism: Alosa sapidissima (American shad)
Lineage: Eukaryota; Metazoa; Chordata; Actinopteri; Clupeiformes; Clupeidae
Product: B-cell receptor CD22-like
Exons: 5
Coding region: 1-918 (305 amino acids)
Source: RefSeq, a predicted model, not a curated record
AUGGCGCCUUGUUGGUCUCUGUCUGUUCUUCUCAUCCUGUCCAGAACCCUGGGUGUUUCUGCCGAGAGAUGGUGGGUGACUAUGAGUCAAGGCAGUGUCUGUGCUGUGGCUGGAUCAUCAGUGGUCAUACCCUGCUCUUUCACUCAUCCCUCUAAUCUCACAGUCAAUAAAGUCUACUGGGUGCUCAAUGCCAUACCGAACUCGUCAACUCGUGAUCUCUUAGAUCUCCCACAGUAUGCAGGUCGGGUGCAGUACAGUUUAGAUAAGGAGAGAAACUGCACACUGACUCUGAGUGAUGUGAGUGUCACAGAUACAGCUCAGUAUCAUGUCAGGAUUGAAAUAAACGCAUGGAACAAGCUAUCACGUCGUGUCAAUCUCACUGUCAAAGACCUUGCUGUCCAGGUUGCCGGAGCAGCAACUGAGGGACAUGUAGUAAAACUCAGCUGUAAUAGCCACUGCAUUUUAGAACAAAACUCCAAGAUAAUAUGGAAAAAGAAUGGGGAUAUUUUACCUGAUUCACAAACAAGCAAAAAAGAGCUGAUACUCCACAACAUCAGCACUGAGGAUGAGGGUAACUAUUCCUGUGCAUUACAAGGCAGAGAGGAUCAUCCAUCUCCACCAGUGAAGCUUAAUGUCUUGUACACUCCAAAGAACACCUCAGUUUCUGUCAGUCCUGCUGGUGAUAAACUUGAGGGCACUUCAGUGACACUAACCUGCAGCAGUGAUGCCAACCCACCAGUGGAGAACUACAGAUGGUACAGGCAGACUGGAGAUGAAACUACUGAAGCAGGCUCAGGGGAGACCAUCACCUUCACACUGGACACCACCUCUGCUGGACUUUACCACUGCGAGGCUAAAAACAGAAUAUCCUCUCAUAAUUCCUCUGCAGUUGAUGUCUCUUUGGCAGUGUACAGCUGA